This is a messenger RNA of Kalmanozyma brasiliensis GHG001, 6063 nucleotides long. RefSeq names its product START domain protein. The transcript has a single exon. The coding region runs from base 1 to 6063 and encodes 2020 amino acids. The record is from RefSeq and is a predicted model, not a curated record. Gene Ontology annotation, molecular function: lipid binding. Lineage: Eukaryota; Fungi; Basidiomycota; Ustilaginomycetes; Ustilaginales.
AUGGACGACGCUUCAUCACUACAAAAGUCCAAGGCGCAGUGGCUCGCUGCCCUCGACGACGCACUUGACAACUUUCGCAGCCUCGUCGCUGAGUCGUCGUCCAAAGCGUGGAAACCCGUCAGCCUGGUCGGAAGCAAUCCACCAACUCCUCAUCUCGCAUCGCCGUCCACCUUCACCAACGCCUCUUCGUCCUCAUCACCACAGACUGCUGCGAAUCCGUUGACACCAAAAAGCGGAUCAUUACGAGGCAGGCCGCGCGAGUCUUCGUCCUUGCGGCAUGUCGAAUCCAUCGAAGACGUGUCAGCCCGCUACGAAUCAAGCGCAUCGUCGCCGAAUGCCUCAGGCUCGGCACAAGCCCCUGCAUCGACUUCGCAGCCAUUUCGCAUCGGACGCUUUCGACCCGACCACGUAGCUGUGCACCGCAAAAGCACCAAGGGCCCUGACAUCUACCGAGCCGUUUCCGAGGUCGCGUAUGAAGGCACUGCAGAUCUCGCCACCUUCCGCUCCGUGCUUCAGACAUCUGAGACUCGUCCCUCGUGGGAUCGUCUCGUGCAGUCCGCAGAGCUCGUCGAGCAGCUCGACCCCAUCACACGCAUCAACAAGGUGCAAUACCGACUCGGAUGGCCUGCUAGCCCGCGAGAUGCCAUUGUCAUCAACCGGACUUUGGCGGACGACUCGACACUCAUAGACAUUGCAACCUCGCUACCUCGCUCUCCAGAUGCGCCGUCCUACCUCCGCCCAGCUCCUCCCUGCGUUCGAUCUCAUGUCCACCUCAUGGCAUGGUGCCUGCAAAUUGUUCCUCCAGAUGCUUCCAGCUCCUCCUCAAACAAGUCGGCCGCUGCCUCCUCUUCCUCGUCCCUGCGCUCGUCUCCUCGCAUCAAGGUCACCGUCUUCUGGUCGUGGGACCUGCGCGGAGCCUGGAUGGGCAUGCCUGCUGGCGGUCUCGGGAUGCACCUGCCUGAGCUCAUCAAAGGUCUGCUGAGUCACGCUCGUGACAGUAGCGACAAGAUCCCGUUCCUCCAAAACUAUGGCAACUGCGUCGAGUUGCUCUCCAACAGCUUCGAUACCACACGAGACACGCUCGCCUGCGAAUACGCCGUCAUUGUCGAGGAUACAGUCGCACGCGAAGCUGAAGAUCGAGCUCAUAAGAAUCUCGAUACGCUCAACUUGCUCCGUUCCAGGAGAAAGCUCGAGGCAGCGGUCGAAUUUUACCUCCCGGCCAUGGAGGGAUGGGAUGUCAGGGUCGAGAUCAGGGGACAGACAGCGUCCAAAGAGAAAGCCGAUCCUUCGGGACCUGCCGAUGCACCCUCGUCACCGUGGCGCGCCACAGCAGAGAGGUCGCCAGGAUCUCAGUACACCGUUCUAGCAAUACGUCACGAUCAGCUACAAGACUCGGAGGAGCUCGUUCGGAUCAAAGUCAGGAUCCAGAGGGUGGUGGCCAGCAACGAUCUACGAGUCAAUGAUGAUCUCGUCGAGGUGACUCAGGUUGAGCCGCGGACGCCCGCCUCGCUCGCGCAGCCUCUUCUCGAAGACACGGCCAGCAUCUCGGGGAUCAGCGUCGCUACAGCUUCGACAGGCAGCGCCGCCUCCGUCACCACUACCCAGGCAGGCAACGCAGCCAAUGCCUCGCGCUCGGGGACGCCCAACCCGGGAUUCGCCAAUCAGAUCAACUCGCAGAUCCGACGCAACUACAUCUACUUCACCAGUCUGCUCCAAGAACCCGAGGCCAAGUGGAAGCCCAUCAGCGACAUGAAGGGUGUCACGGUGACGCAACUCGACUCGAUCGAUCCAACGCUGGUCGUCUAUCGUGCUGAAGCCACCUUUGUCGGCGUCAGCGUCUGGGACCUCUUCUCCACCAUUGGCAACCCUGGCGCGAGAGCGUACUGGGACAAGACGCUCGAUGAUGCGACACUCCUCGCCGACAUCAAUGAGUUGAGCUCGCUGUGGCAGACCAAGACGAAGCCCAGCUGGCCUGUCAGCGCACGCGACACUAUCGUGAUCCAGACAGCCUACAAGGCGCCCACGUCGGUGCACGUCUUUUCCUUCUCCACCGACGAUCGGGCGCAGUUUCCUGCCAUCCCUCAAGUGGAGACUGGUACCAUUCGCACUCAGAUCGAUCUGCGCGGAUGGUCGAUCGAGGCUCUUUCGCCAACGACCGUGCAUGUCACCAUGCUCGAGCAAUCGGAUCCCAAGGGCUGGACCAGCAAGUCGGCGACGCCAGCAGCCAUGGUGGGUGCCGUCGCCGGUGUUGGCGAGUAUGCCAUCAAGUUCGGUGGGCCUCCGGUUCUGACGCGCAUGCUUGGAGCCAAGACCAAGGUGUCUCGGUACGAUCACGAGAAAGCCACCUUUCGUGUUGAAUACGCGUCUGAUGUAUCGCCGGAUGACGACCUGAACGACGCCCCUCAUGUCGAAUGCGAGAUCCGAUGUGACGUCGAGACGUGGGCGAACUCUCUCGAUUUGGUCGUCGACCCUCCGCCAAUCUCCAUCUCGUGCCUGCGGCGCCACAAGCUUUCUCAAGGUGGUGGCGGGCUCUGGCUCACGAUCGAACAUGCGGCCGCGUCUCUCGAAGACGACUCGGCUCGCAUCACUAUUCGUCGCGGCAACGCACGUGAAAAGGGAGCUGUACACGUCAACGGCGCCAGCAUCAAGGUGGAUGUCGACGAGCUCAAUGAUGAGCAGGUGCAGCAGCUCAGCCGCCAGAAGCGCACCAAGCCUCAGCGCGUUCCCUUGGAUCUCAUUCGCCCGGCUCGCAAAGCCACAGAGGAGCCUGCUACACCUGGAAAGGCGGAUGCUGCUGACAGCAGUGCAUCAGCAGCAGGAAACGAGACCACGAAGGACCAGCAAUCGAAGUCGUCGCGUGCCUCGUCGAUCAACGAGAUGGAAGGCAAAGAGAAAGUUGGCAGCGCGCUCGUCGUUCCAGCCUCCGCCGACGAGACCGCCAAAGUUCGAGAGAGCACCAAGUCCGAGUCGAGGGAUUCGUCGGUCAGUCCGAGUCCAUCGUUGCCUUUCUCCGAUGAGACUCCACGUCAGCCAAUGACAUGUGCCCUGGACGUCCUCUUCCUGCUUCGACGCAUUCACGCCGAGCGAUCUCCCGAUCCUGCCGGCACGCCUGCUGGAUGGGCUCUGGUGACUGAACGCAACGGCUUGUACGUACGACGCAAGUUGAUGGAGUCCAUCUCCAGCACGGUUAUGGUUCAGCGAGGCGACAAGGUCGUCCAGGGACUGUCUGCAGAGGAUCUGCUCGACCUCGUGUCGAAUCCACAAAGUCGGAAGCAAUGGGACGACAAGAUCGACUCGACGACGUUGCUGGAGAGCUACGGUGAUGGCUCGUUCACCUCGUUCAUCACGACCAAGGCGAGCUUUCCUUUCCGAGGACGAGCGUUCCACCUUGCCAGCUUGACGGCACGCGGGAUGCCGCCUUCCAGUCUCGGUGCAACCAGCCCAGGGGAGUCGACGCUGUCCAGCUCGGCCUCGUCUUGGUCUGGACCUGCGGUCUACUUUCACGCAUCGGCUUCCUUCGCGCAGCAGAAACCUCGCUUUGGAAUGGACCGCAUCAACCCGAACAACUUGCCGUUGGGCAAGAUCCUGAUCGACGGCUGGAUCCUGGAGACACUCGACCCCUACAGCUCGACCAGCUUUCAGAUUCCAUCGACAAGAUGCACACACGUCGUGGCGAUCGACUAUGCGGGAAGUCUGCCGAUUGCAGUCAACACUAUGUGGAACGCCAGUCUGCCGCGAUCGAUUCUCUUGAUUGAAGAGUACCUCAAAGCAAGAGGUUCUAUCCCGUCCGUCAAGACUCCACCGCCUUGCCUGCAGGUGCUCGGCGAUGGCCGAGAUGAAGAUCAAGGCCUGAUCUGGUCGAUCAAUGGCCCCGACCGCAAAAAUCUUCAUAUUUCGACUAGCUUUGACCCUUCGACACGAAGGUAUGUGGCGGUGAGCAUGCAUCGGGCUACCCCACGAGCUGAUGCGGGUCAGGUACCUGGACUUUUGCCGGCCGCCAACAUCGUGACCAACGGCAAAGGUCGGACUGCCCGAGUCUCGGACGCGUCCCUCACGAAAAGCGUUGCCGACAAGCUUGCCCAAGCUAUCAAUGCUGCGCCAGGUACGCCCAUGCUCGGAUCAGCCGCGCCUCCCGUGAAUUCGAGUGGCGAACAGAGCAGCGGGCUGUCACGGGCCACGAGCAUGCACUCGAUCGCCAGCACCACUGCUAAUAGCAGUGCCUCGACGAUUCGCCGUCGUCCCAGCUCGCUUCACGCAGACUCUCGCAACGCCACAGACUUGAUCCUGAUGGAGGUCGAGAUUGAGCUUCGGCACUACCAUCAGGGGUACGACGUCCAGGUAUACUCCGAGUUCGUCCCGGUAGACGCGGCAGGUGCCUUUUCGCAGGCGUCCACAAGUCAGGCUCUAGAACGACCCAAAACGCCUACCGGGAAUGGCGCAGAGCGCGCACCUUCCGAGCAGCUGAUCGGGAUCUCAGAGAGUGGCAAAGCGCUGGGCAGCACAGAGGCCAUUCUGUCACUCAAGAUGGCACCAGAAAAGAGCAAGGACUUGCCCGUACAGCUGCGUGUGUACGACUUGCCGCCCAGUGCAGUGCUCGCGGCUACACUGGAUCCAUCAGCCCGUCCGCGCAAGCAUCUCGUGCGUGUCAUUGUACCGACCACCGCUUUCCUCGAUCCAGUCGAUGACCCUCUCACCGGGUCGAAGGCACCCGAGAUUCCGGCGUGGUACACGUCGCUGCUGGAACGAGGUGCUGUGCUGCGUAUGGUCGUCAAGCCACUGAAGGGCGAAGGUGCCGAGACCGACGGAGGCGCAACAGCACCGAAGGACUCGGCUGGAGGCGUGACGGCAUUCACGCCACCAACAGGCAAGGUCAAUGUCCGCAGCGGAGAAGCCAAGCUCGACGUCGUUCAUGUCAACCAGACUUCUGCGAUGCUGCAGAAGGAGCAGAUCGGCAUUGAGCCCAUGACGCAGCUGAAGCGCGUGGCCCCUCCUCGUGCAAAGUCGGGACGCAAGUCGGGUGGAGAGACGAUGGCCAACCGAGAUGACUUGCGUUUGCCAGCUGCGUUGCGUCGGCCUGUCGCGACGCGAAAGGACCUGUUGGUGGCAAGCGAGACUUCCUCGACUGGCAAGGACAGCUCCAAGACAGGCCCCAGCGCCACGGGUGCCGGCAGCGCAGGAAAGACUGCAAACGGGUCUGGCAGCUCUGUGACCGGGGAUGCAUCUGCUACCGCCAAGCAGGCUGGCGACCCAGGACCGUCCUCCACGAGCGGCUCUGCCAAUGGCUCAGCAGCAGGCUCGGCGCCUCCUUCUCGUGCAGCCACGCCGUCAGCACCCGCUUCGACAGGUGCUGGUAUCAUGAGCAUGUUCGGCUCCUAUCCGCUGUCUCGUCUCGGCACUGGCUCUGCUCAAGCAUCCUCGCUCACCUCGGUCUCUUCUGUCACAGCACGCGGGAGCAGCGUCGCAUCCUCGUCGUCCGCCAAGACGAACGCUGAAGCGCUCGCUGCAAAAGAUGGAGGCAAGCACGGCGGUAAGGGCGCGGGGCAGAAGGGAGACAAAGCAGGCACUGUCGCUGACGGCGACGACACGGGAGCCGGUGGAGAUAGCAAAGGCGAUGCGGGCACUUCAACCGGCGAAGCCGUGGCCGAAGCCGCUGCCAACGCGGGUAACACGGUCGCGCAGCUCGCCAAGGAGAGCGCCUCGGCCAUCAGCAAGCUCUUUAGCUCCGAGACGCACUUCCGCUUCUCGACGCUGCUGCUGGUCGCCGUUGCCGCAUACCUGCUCGGCUCGCUGAUGCGAUCCACGAUCUCUCCGGUCGACUUUGUGCUCGUACCUACGCGGCAGAAGCCUUUCCAUGCUGCGAAGGACGUGGCUGCUGGGCUGACCGGUCAGAGUGCAAGGAAAGAUUUCUUGGAGUUGGUCAAAUCGACGUCUGGCAAAAGUAGCGGUCUCGAGGACGACGGGAUGGUGCGUCAGGUCCAAUGGACCCAACUGCGCCGGUUGGUGCAUGUGAGGCUUCCCGGUGUUGGAUGGGAUGUUGUGGUCGGUGGUGUGCGCAGACGAUGA